AUGCAGAAGGUGAUAAAAUGCACUGUACGUCUUUCCAGACUGAACUCAACGGAAGCGCGAGAGGAGAACGGAAAUGCUGCUGAAGAAUGCUGCACGUGGGCACCGAAAGACAAUGUGGCUAAGGUUGGUCUCGGAUGCCUACUGGUUUCGACAUUACCUUUCCUCGCCUAUUCAAUUGUUUGCUUGAAUCCAAUGAAAUCCGACUUCAAUAACGUCUCCUACAUCGUCGUUCCAGUAAUAAUCAGUCGAUUGUGUCCACUACUGAAUCCGCUUCUGUACAUAUGGUGCAAUCCCGACAUCGUUCCAAUUAACACAUUUAUCGCAAAACGUUUGGCAAGACGUCGCCCACCUCCCAAGACGUACCACACGAUCAACCUCAUCGCAGAAGUUCCUGGCAUGUCAUUCCCUAUCCUCACACCUGCAGGUAAUACACAUUUUCGGCGCAUUAUUGAGCCAGUUGUCAACAUUUAUUGA
Molecule: messenger RNA, 474 nt
Organism: Cooperia oncophora
Lineage: Eukaryota; Metazoa; Nematoda; Chromadorea; Rhabditida; Trichostrongylidae
Source: the annotation of a GenBank genome assembly